Molecule: messenger RNA, 1104 nt
Organism: Cololabis saira (Pacific saury)
Lineage: Eukaryota; Metazoa; Chordata; Actinopteri; Beloniformes; Belonidae
Product: zinc finger protein 540-like
Exons: 3
Coding region: 34-1104 (356 amino acids)
Biological process (GO): regulation of transcription by RNA polymerase II
Cellular component (GO): nucleus
Molecular function (GO): RNA polymerase II transcription regulatory region sequence-specific DNA binding; DNA-binding transcription factor activity, RNA polymerase II-specific
Source: RefSeq, a predicted model, not a curated record
GCAGGAAUAUCCAGCUGAUCUUUUUAAAACUCCAUGGAUCGGAACAUGAAGGGAAUUUCUCUUCAUCAACACCAGACUGAAAACCUGCAGAACCAACUGGACCGAACCGCCCUUCCUGCCGACGUCCAGCGGGUUCUGGUGGUGAAGGAAGAGGUUCCGCUUGAAUGGAGCUCCAGCGCGGAUCAAACCGAUCAACCGGAACCAGAAACGCUCCGGAUAAAGGAAGAAGAAGAAGAAUUCCGGAUCGGUCCGGAGGGAAAUAACGGUCCGGAGGAGACCGACGUCAGCGAAGAGGAACUCCGCUCGCCUCAGAGGGUCAAAACAGAAGACGGCAGCAGCUCGGAUGUGAAACCAGAGGUUGACGAGGUUGAAGGACCAGAUCUCGUCUGGAACCCGUAUCUAACCGCCGAUCUGCAGAUCCGAACGGUUGAAAAGAACUCCCAAUCCUCCGGGACGGACGCCAGCGACGAUGACUGGCAGGAGCCGCUGUCCGGUCUCGGACCCGAAGGGAGUGUAACGUUAUCCGGAGGCACCGGAGAGAAACAGUUCCACUGCGGAAUCUGCGGCAAAAUAUUCAAGCACCGGUACGAGCUGAAGAGACACAUGAUCGUCCACACGGGCGAGAAACCGUACGGCUGCCGCGUCUGCGGCAAGAGAUUCUCCAACCAGGGGAAUGUGAAGCGACACAUGAGCUUCCACACCGGGGGGAAACCCUACGGUUGCGACUUGUGCGGCUACCGGUUCGACGAGAAGGUGCAUCUGGAGAAGCACAUGAGGGUGCACUCGGGGGAAAACCCGCUCCGCUGCGACAGCUGCGGGAAACACUUCAAAUAUCCGAGCGAUCUGAAGAUCCACAUGAGGGUUCACACGGGGGAGGCGCCGUUCCAGUGCGACAUCUGCGGGAAAAUGUUCAAGUACCGCUGCGACCUCACCAAGCACGGCAAGGUGCACGCCGGCAAGCCGCAGUUUCAGUGUGACGUUUGUAAUAAAAGGUUUACGUAUCAGUCGAGUCUGAAAAAGCACACGAGCCUCCACGCGCAGGAGAAGAUGUUGGACUCUGACGGUUGUGAUGAAAAUAAUGUGACGAUAAAGGAAGUGAAUUAA